This is a messenger RNA of Capsaspora owczarzaki ATCC 30864, 979 nucleotides long. RefSeq lists its product as hypothetical. Gene Ontology annotation, biological process: DNA repair. The record is from RefSeq and is a predicted model, not a curated record. NCBI's taxonomy places the organism in Eukaryota, Filasterea, Ministeriida, Capsasporidae. The transcript has 3 exons. Gene Ontology annotation, molecular function: methylated-DNA-[protein]-cysteine S-methyltransferase activity. The coding region runs from base 42 to 758 and encodes 238 amino acids.
CUGAGUUUUUCGCGGGCUUUUUUUUUUCUUGUUGCUUUGCCAUGAAUUCCGAAUCACUCGCUGAUACCACUUCACCCGCAGUGCAACCAGCAUCUGCACCACAUCUGACGAGCGUCCCCACACUCGCCAUCGUCAACAACCCAAAUGUGACCGACGACGAGUGGAUGCCGCCGAGUGUGCACGACCCGACCGCGUACCCGACGACCGCCGCCGCUCGCCUCCGAUGGGCGCACCGCGUCUCGCCAUUCCGCUUUGCAGUGUACGACGCCAUUCUGCAAGUGCCCAAGGGCCGCAUCACGACGUACGGCCACAUUGCAAAGUACCUCGCGUCCGCACCUCGCGCAGUCGGACAAGCAUUGCGCAACAACCCGUUUGCCCCCUACGUGCCUUGCCAUCGCGUCUUGGAUUCGUCCUUGUUUGUCGGAGGCUUCUCCGGACAAUGGGGACAAGGAAAGCGCAUCUGCUGCAAGAAGGACUUUCUGCAGGCUGAGGGCGUCGAGUUUGACGAGACCGAUCACAUUCCCGCAAAGGAGCAAGCCAAGGUGCUCUGGUUUAACUUUUCCCCAACCGGCAAGGCGUCCGAUCAUCACUCAGCACAAGCAUCAAGUGUAGCUGGCAGUGAGGAUGUCAAAGCAUUAAAGAAGGCCUCGCCGCGCCAAAAGGUCGCCGCCAAAAUCAGCAUUGCCCAAGCGAUUGCAUCCCAAGGGAAGAAGCGCACCCAUCGUGUCCCUCGAUCGGCGAGUUUUGAUAGCGAGUGAUCAAUGCCAGCGAUGUCAAGGGGAAGCAAUCACCACGGUUUGGUAGAGAUGCAAGUUCAGUUGAACGCGAGGAGUUGGACUUUUUUGCUGGAAGCUUGCCACGGAUCGCCCAACUCUGUCAAUGUUGAUAGCUUGUGGGUCUCGCAAUUGCAUCCUUACGCCUUGUUGAAGACCCUGGUCUCCAUGUUGUACAGUACAAAAUUGCAAUCAUUCAUCGAUCA